Messenger RNA from Prunus armeniaca (apricot), 1026 nucleotides. The record is from the annotation of a GenBank genome assembly. Lineage: Eukaryota; Viridiplantae; Streptophyta; Magnoliopsida; Rosales; Rosaceae.
AUGGUGGUUCUUUCUCAACCCGCUGCAUUAGACCAUUUAUCUGAUCUGAUCAAAGCGUGCAAGCCCACCAGCUUGUUCACUGGAAUUCCAGUCGUGGACCUCUCAGACCCUGAAGCAAAACACCACAUAGUCAAGGCCUGUGAAGACUAUGGCUUGUUCAAGCUGGUCAACCAUGGAGUGCCAUUGGACUUCAUGACCACGCUUGAAGCCCAAGCUCUCAAAUUCUUUGACUUACCCCAGUCAGAGAAAGAGAAGGCAGGCCCUGCCGAUCCAUUCGGCUACGGAAGCAAGAGAAUUGGCCCAAACGGUGACGUGGGUUGGAUUGAAUACAUCCUUCUCAACACCAAUCCUGAUAUCAUCUCCCCCAAGUCCCUCUCCAUUUUCAAAGAAAACCCAGAAAUUUUCCGUGAUGCAGUGUUAGAUUUUAUCUGUGCGGUGAAGAAGAUGACCUUUGAGGUAUUGGAAUUGAUGGUUGAUGGGCUGGGGAUUGAGCCAAGGAAUGUGCUGAGCAAUCUUCUGAGAGAGGAUAAGAGCGACUGUUGCUUCAGGCUAAACUACUAUCCGCCAUGCCCAGAGCUUCAGGCAUUGAGUGGACGAAACUUGAUUGGGUUUGGAGAGCACACAGACCCACAGAUCAUCUCUGUCCUGAGAUCAAACAACACAUCAGGCCUGCAAAUCAGUCUCAAGGAUGGGACUUGGGUUUCUGUCCCACCUGAUCAGAACUCCUUUUUCAUCAAUGUUGGUGAUUGUUUGCAGGUGAUGAGCAAUGGGAGGUUCAAGAGCGUGAAGCAUAGGGUUUUGGCAGACACUACAAGUUCAAGGAUUUCAAUGAUCUUCUUUGGAGGGCCACCUUUGAGUGAAAAGAUAGCACCUCUGCCGUCACUUAUGGCAGAAGGAGAAGAAAGCUUGUACAAAGAGUUCACGUGGUGUGAAUACAAAAAGUCCGCGUACAAGUCAAGGCUGGCUGAUUAUAGGCUAGGGCUGUUCGAGAAAUCUGUGCCAAUGAUGUCAAAUUCCCAAUUUUAG